Messenger RNA from Prorocentrum cordatum, 3502 nucleotides. The record is from the annotation of a GenBank genome assembly. NCBI's taxonomy places the organism in Eukaryota, Dinophyceae, Prorocentrales, Prorocentraceae.
GAGAUCUCCCAGGCCAGCGCGGUGGUGAUGUCUUACAGCCUCGACUUCAUCAAGCUCGCGCUCCACAGGUGCUUGGGCCUUUUCAUGCUCAUCGACAUGGUCAGGCGGUCGCAGGCGAUCGGCCACGCGAUCUUUUUCCUUUGCCUCCAGUUGAUGCAGGACAUGAGGCUCGAGGAUGUUCUCGACCAGGAGGGGCGCCAGGUUUUAAUCGAGGGGGCCGACCGCAUGCUGAAGACCCCACAGGAGUGGGGGAAAGUGAUCGAGACCUCUCCUCAUGUCACCCCCUACUUCGAUGAGGUCUUACGAGCUGAUCAGAUUGCAUACGAAGGUUUUGUGAAAGACUUGUAUCACGCGGGUAUCGUUGAGUUUUCGUUUGAGGUCGAGGAUCACAUCACUCCAUUCUUUGUCGACAAGAAAGGUGUUGCUCUGCGCGUGGCUCCGCAAGGCCAAGUUUUGCACGGUGCUCUGUCGGAUGUCAGCAACUUUUUCUACUGGCUCGUGCUGCCGCACGGGCUCCGAAAGUACUUUGGCCUGCCAACUGUUAGUGUUCCCGUGGUCCCCCCCUAUUGCGACAACCUGAUUGUCAUGGGCACAGACAAGGACUCUGUCAGUAAUGUUAAGAUGUUGGCAGUCGAUCAGCUCAGACGUGCGGGCUUCCAGGUUCAUGAAGAGGUGGAGGUAACAACCUUUUUCGAGUCCCUGGGCUACCUUGUUGAUGGAAAACGCGGGGGGGGGGUCUUUCCGAUCCCGCAUCGGCUUGAGAAGGCCGUGGCAGCGUUCACUCAUCUCAGGAGAAGACCUCGCGUCACAGGCUGGCAAAUUAGUAAGGCUCUCGGUUACGUCGCGCCGAUAUUCCUCCUCACCCGCUCCAUGUUCUCGCUGUCUAAUGCCCUGCAUCAGUUCACGCACGAGAACUGGAGCCGCAAGAGGCGUCUCUGGCAUUCCGCCGCGCUGGAGUGUAAGUGGAUAUCUGUGCUGCUGCCGCUCGCUUGGGCGGACCUCAGGAUGCCGUGGAUUCCGCAGGUGAAAGCUACAGAUGCUUCGCUGUCCGGGUACGCCGUGGGCAAGUCUCUCUGGAAUGUCUCGGAUGUGAUGGAGGACCUCGAGACGGUGAAGCCCAUCGUCGACCGCUUCGAGCCCUCCCCUUACGAGCCCACCUUCCUAUUCAAAGAGAUCCCCGAGGUCCUCCUGCAGGACUCCAUGUGGAAGACUAGCUAUGCGGCGCCCUUUGUGUUCAAGGAGGGCAUCGGGGAUCUGGAGUCUCGGGCCGCGGUCUCUGGCGUAAAACGCACCCUGAGGCGCGAGCUGGUCGGCUCCAUCGGGAUCAAGGCGUCGAACUCGUCGGAGUCGCACGUCGAGACGUUCCUGGAGGCGAACGCCGUCACCGAGCGGACCCACGCCAUGCAUGUGAAGAGGGUCGCCGACUUCGAGAGCUGGGCGGAUGCCGGGGGGCUCAGGCUCACCUCUGCCAAGCUGGUGGACUGCGCGCUGGUCCACUACCUGAACCAGAUGUGGAUCGUGGGCGCGGACAUCGGCGAGGCAACGGGCACCUACGCGGCCUGGGUCAAGCUCCGCCCGUCCUUCUCCAAGAGGGGCCCCGACAAACUGGUGCGGACCAUGAAGGCGCUGCAGGGGUUCAACAGGCUCGACCCAGGCAGGACCAGGCCGCCGCUGCCACUGGCGCUCGCGGCGCUGAUCGCGGUGGAGCUCGUCGGCAUGAACCUCGUCAGCAUGGCACUGGCGGUGAUGCUCCUGUUCUCGGCCUACCUGAGGCCGAUCGAGCUCCUCUCGCUUCAGGUGACGGACGUGCUCGCGCCGACCAAGGGCAGCCCGUGCUACGCGAUUCACUUGCGUCGCGCGGAGCGGGGCCAGCCCAGCAAAGUUGGCCUGUACGACGAGACGCUGCUGUUGGACUCGUCGGCUCCCCCGUUCCUCGGAUACCUUCUGGACGCGCACCGGGGCGCGGCUGCAGGGCCAGCACUGUUCGACUUCGAAAACCGGAGCUUCAACGAGAGUUUCAAGACUGCUGCCAGGACCGCAGGACUGGCCGCCCUCAAGCCCGACCUAUACCAGUUGCGUCACGGCGGGCCCUCGCACGACAUCCUGAACCGUCUCCGCUCGAAGGCAGAGGUAAAGGACAGAGGUCGCUGGAGGGGCGAUCGGUCGGUCCGACGCUACGAGGCGCACGGCAGGCUCCAGCUCCAAGAGAAGCUGGUCUCCGAGGCGACACAGAGCCGCGCCGCCACGCGUCUGGUCAACCUCGAGGCCCAGCUCCGACCUGGGCCCGGGCCCGAAAAAGCGAUGGUCGGGGGCCAGGACCUCUUCGGGGCGAUCGUGAACACCUCCGGGGACCACAUGAAGCAGGCGGGCGCUGUGGAUCACUGCAGCGCGAUCACAGAUGACGCCACGGCUUACGGCAGACGCUGGGGUACGGACGAGCCGGACGAGGAGAGGGAGCCGAGGGGCGACGGCACGGAGGAGGACAGCUGCGAGGUCGUGCGUGCCCACUGGAUGCCGUACACGAAGGCCCUCAAAGAGAGGCGCCUCUCCGAGGGAGACAAGGAUGUGCUGCGCGCGGCACGCCUGCGACUCGACAUGAGCACGCACGCGCAGUGGGGCAAGGGCACCGCGAUGUGUGGCCCGCGCAGGUGGUGGCACCCGGACUCGCAGUUCAAGCGGGCCGCCCCGCGGCCUGCCCCGCAGGCGGCGCAGCACCCGCCGCAGGCCGCGCGGGCCGACGCGCCGGCGCCGCAGGCUGCCGAGCUGGCGGCGCAGCACGCGCCGCAGGCCGCCGCGCAGGCCGCAGGGCAGGCCGCCGUGCAGGCAGAGCCCCGCGUCAGGCGGUGGUGCAGAGACAACUUGCAGGCGAGCGCGCAGGCGGGCUCGGACGCGGACGCGGGCCCGGGCCAGGGGGAGCCGGCGCAGCCCCGCGCCCCGCGGGCGUGCCGCGCCACGGCCAGUGCGGGAAGCGGCCCAGGCGCUCGCCACGAGGGCGAGAGCGAGGAGGCGGUGGGCAUCAUCGCCAUGCGCGACCGCGACCGCGAGUCCCAUCCAGGGGCCCGCCUGUACAAAGACGUCUGCAUGGUAACGUGGCUGGACGGCAGCAUGGGCUUCCCCUCAUGCAGCCGCCAGCACGACGAGGACCCCCUGGUCACGGCGAGGCGUGCUUGGAACACGAAGGUCGGGAUACCGCUGAAAUUCAUGGAGAAGAUGAACGAGGAUGCCGCCGUCAACAAUUCUGGCAACCUCACCAAGUUGCUCACUUACUACAUAGUUGACGACGCCCCUUCCAAGGAGUCCGAGGGCCGCGCGCCUUGGCGCAGCGACUGCCGCGACGUCAGGGAGGUCUGCUGGCUGCCCAUCCACGACGCGCUGGCGCUGGAGCCGCCGAUGGUGAGCCUGGUCGACAGGGAGCUCCUCUUCCAGGCAGCGCAGAAGUGCGAUCACCCGCGGGUCGGACCCGAGACGCAGGGCCACGGCGCGGACGCCCGUCGAAGCAAGG